Messenger RNA from Medicago truncatula (barrel medic), 2223 nucleotides. Its product is annotated as ATPase family AAA domain-containing protein 3. Gene Ontology annotation, biological process: mitochondrion organization. The transcript has 8 exons. Gene Ontology annotation, molecular function: ATP binding; zinc ion binding; ATP hydrolysis activity. Bases 124 to 1938 code for a protein of 604 amino acids. NCBI's taxonomy places the organism in Eukaryota, Viridiplantae, Streptophyta, Magnoliopsida, Fabales, Fabaceae. Gene Ontology annotation, cellular component: mitochondrion. The record is from RefSeq and is a predicted model, not a curated record.
UGUUGGAAAAGUGAAAUUCGGGUCAAAUCAAAGCUCCGAAUAAAAAACCCAUUUCGUUUUCGGAACCCUACCAAAACCCUCAGAACCUUUUCUUCACCAUUCUUCGCCAAAACCUCCUCUUCAAUGGCGAAAACCACUUUAUCCGGUUUAUUCUCAGCCUUAUCCGCCGCCACCGUCGCUUUCUCCGAUGGCGCCAUUCCUUCUUCAUCUUCAGGAACCGAUUCAUCUUCGAAAGCUAGUAACGAUAAUCCAAGGACUACUUCUUCUGGAUUCGAUCCUGAACCUCUUGAAAAAGGUCUUAAAGCUCUCAAACAAAUCUCUGCUUCAUCAUAUGCUAAAAAGGUGUUUGAGAUAUUGAAGAAACAAGAGGAGACAAGGCAAGCUGAAUUGGCUGCUAAGGUUGCUGAGUUUAAUCAAAUGAAAGCACAAUUGGAGACUGAAAAACAAAGGAUUGUAUAUGACGAAGAAAAAAAGCUGGCCCAACAUCAGGCACAAACAAAAUCUCAGAUGGCUAAAUAUGAGGAUGAGUUGGCAAGGAAGAGGAUGCAGGCAGAAAAUGAGUACCAUAGAGUAAGGAACCAAGAGCUUGUAAAAUUGCAAGAAGAUUCAUCAAUCAGACUGGAGCAAACUAGACUUGAAACAGAAAAACACAUUCAAGCACUACGAAAGCAAACUAUAGAGGAGCAGGCUAAGCUUGAACAUGAAAAAAUCAGAGAAACAGCACUUGCAAAAGCAGUAGGGAGAGUGGACGAAAUAAAGCAAAACGAAGAGAUUAACAGGAGAGAUCAACUUGUUGAAGGUGAUUUAGUCCGAGAAAAAUGGAUUUCUAUCAUAAAUACUACCUUUGACCAUAUUGGAGGGGGCUUUAAAGCCAUUCUAACAGAUCGAAAUAAGUUGGUCGUAACAGUUGGUGGAGUGACUGCUCUGGCAGCCGGGGUCUACACAACAAGGGAAGGUGCACGGGUUAUUUGGGGAUAUGUUGAUAGAAUAUUGGGACAACCAUCAUUGAUCCGAGAGUCCUCCAGAGGGAAAUACCCCUGGUCUGGCACGUUUUCUCGAGCCAAAAGCACCCUUGCUCGACUUGCUAAACCAGAAUCUGUUUCAAAUAAUGGAAAGGGUUUUGGCGAUGUAAUUUUGCAUCCUUCUCUUAGUAAGAGAAUUGAGCAGCUGGCAUUUGCAACUGAAAACACAAAAUUACAUCAGGCACCAUUCAGAAACGUGCUUUUUUAUGGCCCUCCAGGAACAGGGAAGACAAUGGCUGCCAGAGAGUUGGCAUACAAAUCGGGAUUGGAUUAUGCAUUGAUGACUGGGGGAGAUGUUGCUCCACUGGGAUCACAGGCUGUAACAAAGAUACACGAGUUGUUUGAUUGGGCCAAGAAGUCCAAUAGGGGUUUACUGCUUUUCAUUGACGAAGCAGAUGCAUUUCUAUGCGAGCGGAACAAGACGUAUAUGAGUGAAGCACAAAGAAGUGCACUAAAUGCCCUUCUCUUUCGUACCGGUGACCAAUCUAAAGACAUAGUCCUUGCUCUUGCGACAAACCGUCCUGGUGACCUUGAUUCAGCUGUAGCAGACCGUAUUGAUGAGGUCCUAGAAUUUCCCUUGCCAGGGGAAGAGGAGCGUUAUAAACUUCUUAAGCUCUACCUAGACAAGUACAUAGCUCAAGCUGGAUCAAGACAAUCUGGUUUAUCAUCAUUGUUCAAAGCAAACCCACAAAAGAUAGAGAUUAAAGGAUUGAGCGAUGAUAUCAUAAAGGAAGCCGCAGCUAAAACCGAUGGAUUUUCCGGAAGGGAAAUAGCGAAACUGAUGGCAAGUGUCCAAGCUGCCGUGUAUGGAAGCGACAACUGUAUCCUUGACGCAAGCUUGUUCCGUGAAGUGGUAGAUUAUAAGGUUGCUGAGCAUCAACAAAGAAUAAAAUUGGCAGCUUCUGAUAAAGCUUAGUUAGUGCAUGAGGAUGUAUCUUCAUAAAGAGAUUUUUUCAGCAGUCUUCUAAUGUAGGGCUGGUCUAUUCUGAGCAUGCUUUUAUCAUUGUUUGUCCCUAAUUGAUGGGAAGAUUUUGGAAUUAAAUUAUAGUGAAAUUUUAUUUAAGGCUGAUAAUCACUAUUCAAUAUUAAUCCAUGACUAUAUGUAACACUUGAUUCAGGUUUUGCUAGCUAUUAAGUUUAACAUUCUUUUUCUCCCUUAACCACGAUAAUUCAUGAACUACGGUGAUUGAGGAGAUUUCUA